CCGUUUGCAGACUUCAUGAAGGGAGUGGUGGACUCCGAGGACCUUCCCCUCAACAUCUCGCGUGAGAUGCUGCAGCAGGGCAAAAUCCUCAAGGUGAUCCGCAAGAACAUCAUCAAGAAGUCCAUGGAGCUGUUCGCGGAGCUCGCCGAGGACAAAGAUAACUACAAGAAGUUCUAUGAGCAGUUCUCCAAAAACAUCAAGCUGGGAAUCCACGAGGACUCUCAGAACCGGAAGAAGCUGGCGGAGCUGCUCCGCUACCAUACGUCCAUGUCGGGCGAGGACAUGUGCUCGCUGAAGGACUACGUGUCUCGAAUGAAAGAAAACCAGAAGCACAUCUACUACAUCACCGGCGAGUCAAAAGCGCAAGUGGCCAACUCUGCGUUUGUGGAGCGCGUGCGCAAGCGUGGCCUGGAGGUGGUGUACAUGGUGGAGCCCAUCGAUGAGUACUGCGUGCAGCAGCUGAAGGAGUUUGACGGGAAGACCCUCGUCUCCGUCACCAAGGAGGGCAUGGAGCUUCCGGAAGAUGAGGAAGAGAAAAAGAGACAGGAGGAGGCCAAGGCCAAGUUUGAGAAUCUCUGCAAGGUGGUCAAGGAGAUCCUGGAGAAGAAGGUGGAGAAGGUGAGCACUCGGCAGGACUUGUGAUGUGAACCUGUCUGG
Petromyzon marinus (sea lamprey) is the source of this 657-nucleotide messenger RNA. RefSeq names its product heat shock protein HSP 90-alpha-like. Gene Ontology annotation, biological process: protein folding. NCBI's taxonomy places the organism in Eukaryota, Metazoa, Chordata, Hyperoartia, Petromyzontiformes, Petromyzontidae. Gene Ontology annotation, molecular function: ATP-dependent protein folding chaperone; ATP hydrolysis activity; ATP binding. The record is from RefSeq and is a predicted model, not a curated record.